AUGUCACGUGAAAUAGACAGAUAUGUAUUACCUGCAGCUGUGACUCUAGCAGGCACCUAUCAGCUUGCAAAAUAUGCAAGAGCUGUGGGCGCGGCACGUCAUAAAUUCAACAUCAGCCCUCCAGAUGUGACAGGCCCUCCAGAGUUCAUCAGGACUUACCGUGCCCACCAAAACACAUUUGAGUUCUACCCGAUGAGCCUUACGAGUUUGUGGCUUGGAUCUGUGUUCUUCCAUCCAGUGCCUUCCUCUCUGUUGUACACUGGCUACUUAUACGGCCGCUAUAAAUAUUUCCACGGCUACGUGGAGGAUGCGGACAAGAGGCUCACCGGCUUUGUAUUGAGCGCGAGAUGCCUUGUGGGACUGAUGAUUCUGAGUCUGCUGGGGAUCAGCCACAAGGCCAUCCGUUACUUCCAUGGUGCUGAUCUUUUCAAGCUGGCCCAGGAACGUUUGGGAUGUUAA
Messenger RNA from Candidula unifasciata, 459 nucleotides. NCBI's taxonomy places the organism in Eukaryota, Metazoa, Mollusca, Gastropoda, Stylommatophora, Geomitridae. The record is from the annotation of a GenBank genome assembly.